AUGGCAGACGCGCCACGUGGUCCUCCGACCAUCAUUGCACGCAAGCAAACAUUUCUCGCCGCCCAAACGAAUCUGCUCUCACAGCCUGUCGCCGUCUCGGCACGAUGGGGACGAACCAACGACGCGUCCAAGCAGCCGAUCAAGGUCCGGGCUCUCGAAGAUGCCAUGUUUCGCCUAAACCACAAGAUCCAACAGCACUGCAUCCGCGUCUACGCGCCGCUGGCUAGCCGAAACAUUGCUGAGCAGAUCAGCAGUGCCUAUAUGCGUGAUGUCGAGAGACGCCGUGACGAGGUGGACAGCGGCAUUGGCAAGGAAAUCGACCUACUUGAUCCGGAAGCUGUCGAAUCACUACCAGAUACUUGGCCUCUCGAAAAGGAUACCGACGCCGACCCAACUAGCUCAGGAGCCUACGUGGCCAUGCUUAGCGAACUAAAGCAGUACAGUGCCCGCCAGAAAGCUCUGACAAAGCGCCUAGAGAACUUGCGUCAGCUGCAAAAGAUUGUCGGACAGCUGGUACCAACACGCGGUGGUGACGGUGACAGUGGUGACGAGGAGCCGUCACUAGACGCGAUACAAGAGAACCUGGCGACGCGAAACGGUCCCGUCGAACAGGAGCUUGAACGACUGAAUGCUCUUUUGCAGAGGGUUUCUCAGGGUGUGGGCAACAUUCGCAAGAAAGACGUACGCCCAGAGCAACAGGCCCCAAAAGAGGAUAGGAAGAGGAAGCUGGACGAGUUUCUCGAUGGCACAGCAUUUGCAUGA
This is a messenger RNA of [Torrubiella] hemipterigena, 762 nucleotides long. The record is from the annotation of a GenBank genome assembly. NCBI's taxonomy places the organism in Eukaryota, Fungi, Ascomycota, Sordariomycetes, Hypocreales, Clavicipitaceae.